Messenger RNA from Selaginella moellendorffii, 432 nucleotides. RefSeq names its product ylmG homolog protein 1-1, chloroplastic. The record is from RefSeq and is a predicted model, not a curated record. Gene Ontology annotation, biological process: chloroplast fission. The transcript has a single exon. Bases 1 to 432 code for a protein of 143 amino acids. Gene Ontology annotation, cellular component: membrane. Lineage: Eukaryota; Viridiplantae; Streptophyta; Lycopodiopsida; Selaginellales; Selaginellaceae.
AUGGCUCAGGCCACCAGCUUGGCGCUCCAAAGCCUCGCCAAGGCACUCACUCUCCACGCCAGCAGCAGCAGCGCCAUUAGCAGCAGUAACGCGGCGGCGGUGCCAUUCUUUUUGGCGACCAAGGGCGGCCCUCUCUUCUUCGCGUCCAUGUCCACAGUCUCUACGCCACUCACGGUGGUGGCGUCGGGCAUGGCCAAGUGGCUGGAGCUCUACAGCGCGGUGAUGAUGAUCCGGGUGCUACUCAGCUGGUUUCCAAACAUCCCUUGGGAGAAGCAGCCCUUCAUGGCGAUCAGGGAUAUGUGUGAUCCGUACCUCAAUCUCUUCCGCAACAUCAUCCCGCCAGUGUUUAACGCGCUCGACUUGAGUCCCUUGCUGGCUUUCAUGGUUCUGGGAACCAUGUCCAGCAUCUUAAACUCCGCUGCUCAGACUUAG